AUGAUACAGUACAUUACAGAUAGUUCCUUCGACAAACUUAUGAGGCUCUACGAUAAGGACACAACCAAGUAUGUAAUACAUGAGACGAGGAAUAACACGUCAAGAACAAAUUGCCAUAAAGAGAGAGAGGAGGUGCAUAACCACGAAUUGUGUUUAAUUACAGAUGAAGAAGUAGACAUGGAAAUGUCCAUAUCGCCCUUCAUGAUGCUUCUGGAUGAAUGCAAAGAGCAAUAG
Messenger RNA from Plasmodium inui San Antonio 1, 234 nucleotides. RefSeq lists its product as hypothetical. Bases 1 to 234 code for a protein of 77 amino acids. The record is from RefSeq and is a predicted model, not a curated record. The transcript has a single exon. Lineage: Eukaryota; Apicomplexa; Aconoidasida; Haemosporida; Plasmodiidae.